Molecule: messenger RNA, 4391 nt
Organism: Hermetia illucens (black soldier fly)
Lineage: Eukaryota; Metazoa; Arthropoda; Insecta; Diptera; Stratiomyidae
Gene: HDAC6
Product: histone deacetylase 6
Exons: 15
Coding region: 715-3888 (1057 amino acids)
Biological process (GO): chromatin organization
Cellular component (GO): histone deacetylase complex
Molecular function (GO): zinc ion binding; histone deacetylase activity
Source: RefSeq, a predicted model, not a curated record
AAUUGGGCGUUUGGUGCUGGCGGACUUGCGAAAUACAAGGCAAAAGCAAACUGGGAGGAAGGUGACGGUUUUUGAACAUUUACAUGUGAGUGAGCGAAGACGUGAAGUAACCGCGGCGGAAAGUCGGUUGUCUUUCGUAUCGGGUGUUGCAUAGGGCGUGUGGGCGAGCCUGGCUCACAAAAGUAAGCAUUAAUCACGGCGGUUGGCUUCUUUCGUUUCGUAGGAGUUCUGGGCAAGUUGCUGUUCGCCAUAACGGGCAGGUUGCUGGGACGGCACAGCACCACCGCGCAAGAUGAAAGAAAGACAUCUCAUCUAGAGUUGAAUCAGCACAAAAGACCGUGGUCAGCAUCUGGUCGGACUGCGCCAAUUGUUGCACUUCCUGGUGUGCCCGAGUUUCGAAUACACAAUUAUUGCGAACAGUUGGAUUUUGGGAAUAUCGAUUUUUCAAAAUCGAUCAGAAUUUCGACUCCUUUGGUGCUGGGAAAGUUUGAAGCGAGCCCCCCAGCGCUUCGUGCCUUUUGUGUUUAGCGAACUAAUUGAUCGCGAAUUGCAGUGCGUGUUAUUUUAAUGAAUGACGGUCACGACUCGGUGCACAAAGUAGAGAUUCUGUAAUUCAGCUCAUCGAUACCAACGGGCUGCCGAACGAAUAUCUGGAAUAAAUCAGCCGAACGGCUUCUGGUACGGUAAAUCGGAGUCGCAGUUCUAGCCAGCACCAUGAGUUCGUCGGUGGUGACACGCAGCGGAGCUCAGAAGGCGAAGAUCCAGACACGGGCUGCCGUCAAAGCUAUCGAGUCGCGGAAACCGAGUGCUGCUCUCCUGGAGGCUAAAAGGAAGGCAAAAUUGAAAAUGAACGGACAGAAGACGUGUGACGAAGUGCUGAUUAAGGACAUCUUCCAAAAUGCUCAAAGUGCAGUGAACUCGGUUCGAGGGGAAACUGGGAUAGUUUACGAUGAGUCGAUGUCGGAACACAGAUGCUUGUGGCGGCCUAAUCAUCCGGAAUGUCCGCAGCGGUUUAUAAGUAUCAUAGAAAGAUGCAAUGAAUUGAAACUAUUUGAUCGAUGUAAGAGAAUUCCACAACGAAAAGCUACAAAGGAGGAGAUCCUUCUAAAGCACUCUGAGGAGCACUAUGAGACCCUAAAAUCAACUUCAGGAUCAACAGACGCAGCACAUUUAGAGGAUUUAUGCUCCCAUUAUGAUGACGCUUAUAUCCACCCUUGCACGUUUGAAACUGCAAAACUGGCUGCAGGAUGUACGAUUGACUUGGUGAACAACAUUAUGAGUGGAAAGGUACAAAAUGGCAUGGCUAUCAUUCGACCGCCCGGUCACCAUGCAAUGAAGUCCGAAUCGAACGGAUAUUGCAUAUUUAAUAAUGUGGCAAUAGCGGCACAACAUGCGUUGGAUAAUUUGAAAUUGAAUAGAAUUUUAAUCGUUGAUUGGGACGUCCACCAUGGACAAGGAACGCAACAACUGUUCUAUGAUGAUCCUAGAGUUGUAUAUUUUUCAAUACAUCGAUUUGAAUACGGUACUUUCUGGCCAAAUCUGCAUCAAUCUGAUUUUGAUUACAUCGGAUCUGGGAAGGGCGAAGGUUUCAACUUUAAUUUGCCUUUGAAUAAAAAGGGAAUGACCAAUGGGGAUUAUAUGGCAAUAUUUCAACAGAUUUUAUUGCCAGUUGCAGUUGAGUUUUCUCCUCAACUUAUUAUUGUUAGUUCGGGUUUUGAUUCGGCUUUUGGAGAUGUCAAGGGAGAAAUGGAAAUAACCCCCGCGUUUUAUUCACAUCUUCUAAACCCACUGCUAAGUUUAGCAAAUGGACGUGUAGCUGUAGUCCUGGAAGGUGGCUACUGCAUAGAAUCUCUUGCGGAGGGAGCUGCACUAACUCUCCGUAGUUUAUUGGGCGAUCCAUGCCCCAAUUUCGAACCAUUGGAUACGCCUUGCGAAAGCAUUCAAGAUUCUAUCUUGAAUUGCAUUUACGCCCAUAGGCCCUACUGGAAAUGCUUACGAGUUCAAUCGGUGUAUUCAGAAGAAGAGUUGAACAACAUCAAUCCACAACCAGAUUUACACAAGGUGAUUCAAAAGUUUGAGGGAGUGGAGUUGAAAGUAGAUCGGUACGACACAAGACCUGAAGAACAUCCGAAGGACGAAGUGAAAGAUAAACGGAUAAAGGACCGUUUAUGCCAUUUGAAGCUUAUAACGAAACUUACGUUUCCAAACACGCGUCUUUGUUUUGUCUAUGACGAUUUGAUGACGGAGCAUGAAAACUUAUUCGAGAAUGGACAUCCAGAGCAUCCAGAUCGAAUAAAGAAAAUCAGGGAUCGCCACGUUGAAUACGGAUUGUUCCAUCGAAUGCAGAAACUAAGUUCGCGAUACGCAACUACCGAUGAGUUGUGCCUGGCCCACACCAGAGCACAUGUGAACCUGAUUCGACGCAGUUGCGAACGAAAUGAACUUAGGGAAAUUGGUGAUACAUACAAUUCAGUAUACUUCCAUCCAAAGACAUUUGAAUGUGCGACUUUAGCUGCCGGUUCAGUAUUGCAAGUAGUUGAUAAUGUUCUAAACGAGAAGGCUAGGAGCGGGGUUUGUAUCGUUCGUCCACCAGGUCAUCAUGCCGAAUCCGAUUUGCCACAUGGUUUCUGCAUUUUCAAUAAUAUCGCCAUAGCUGCACAAUAUGCUAUUCGGGAUCACGGGCUGAAAAGGGUUUUAAUUAUUGACUGGGAUGUCCAUCACGGCAACGGGACGCAACAUAUAUUUGAGUCUAAUCCAAAUGUAUUAUAUAUCAGCGUUCAUCGGUUCGAUAAUGGGAGUUUCUUUCCCAAAAGUAAGGAUGCUGACUAUGAUGUAGUGGGAAGCGGUGCUGGGAAAGGAUUCAAUGUGAACAUUCCUUGGAACAAAAAAGGAAUGGGAGACACGGAGUAUGCUAUAGUAUUCCAAAAUAUCAUAAUGCCAAUUGCUUACGAGUUCAACCCCGAACUAGUGCUAAUAUCAGCCGGAUUUGACGCUGCAGUCGGUGAUCCUCUGGGUGGUUGCAAAGUAACACCGGAAGCAUAUGGACACUUUACACAUUGGCUCUCGGCGUUGGCGAACGGAAAAGUGAUUGUUUGCUUAGAAGGCGGUUAUAAUGUCAAUUCAAUUUCGUAUGCUAUGACAAUGUGUUCCAAAGCGCUGCUAGGAGAUCCGCUACCUCCUAUUAACAUUUCCAACCGAAAUGUAUUGAAUUCCAGUUGCAUUGAAACAAUGCAGAAUGUAUUGUCCGUGCAAGAGAAGUAUUGGAAAAGUUUGAAAUUCAAUAAGAAACUGCCAGAUUGUGGUAGAGCUGAAAAAGAGCUCAGUCAGUUAGCUGGCAACUUAAAAAUAUCCCAAUGUGCUGAUAACGACUCUGUUGGAGGUGGAAAGGGUAGCCACAAUGAGAGUACAAGUGGUGCUAGUGGUGGACCACAACCGGGACCAAGCCGAGAGAAGCCGAAAACAUUGACUGAGUUUUUAUCUGAAAACAUACAGGCCUUAGCCAAUGAAGAAAUGUAUGCGGUCGUACCUUUGAAGAAUUGUCCACAUUUGUCCCGCUUGAAUCCGGACGAGACACCUCAAAGAAUAGUAACUUCGUCGCCAUGUUCAGGUUGUCAGUCAUCAAUUGAAAAUUGGAUCUGCUUGCAUUGCUUUCAAACAUAUUGCGGCCGUUACAUUGGUGAACACAUGCUAUAUCAUCAUCUUGAGAGUGAUCAUCCGUUAACCUUAAGCUUUAGCGACUUAUCAGUUUGGUGUUAUCCCUGCGAAGCAUAUAUCGACAAUCCCAUAUUGCACAAAUACAAAAACCUAGCACAUGUCGAUAAAUUCGGCGAGGAAUUGGUUUGGUCCUAUGGCGACAAUACCCUAAUGCUCAAUCAAAUGCCCAACUGAUAUCUAAGGAAUUUCCUUAUUUUGUUUUAUGUGGCGAUUUUAUUUCUUAACAGUUCGACUUUUCGCUAACAUUUGUUUUGUAUUGUAGGCGUGGCGUUUUGUUUUCUUUUUGAUUUUUUUAUUUAUGACUUUUUUUUAAUGAUAGGCUCUUCUCUUUUUCCAUCCAUACAUUUUUUAUUUUCCUAUAAAAAUAACAACUAACCAAAGAAUAAUAAAUGGUAUUUUAACCAAAAAGAUGUGGAAAGUGUUCUGCGUUAACGGAAUAGUUUAGAAGGAUGAACCUCAUUAGUUAGAAUCAUAUCCUAGGCGUAAUCUGUUUUAGGCUAUUUGAAAGCAUAAGUUAAAUCAACUGAUAUUGAUGCAGUUACAUUUAAUUUUUAGUGUUUAUGAAAAAUUUCUCAAUUGUUAACUCGAAUCAAACUGUACGCUUUAAGAUUGUUAACUGUAUUGUACAUAAAUAUAUACAUCCUAACGAAUUUGUUUAAUAAAACGAAUAACGAUAA